This is a messenger RNA of Strongylocentrotus purpuratus (purple sea urchin), 1578 nucleotides long. RefSeq lists its product as uncharacterized. The record is from RefSeq and is a predicted model, not a curated record. The transcript has 3 exons. The coding region runs from base 782 to 1480 and encodes 232 amino acids. NCBI's taxonomy places the organism in Eukaryota, Metazoa, Echinodermata, Echinoidea, Camarodonta, Strongylocentrotidae.
CAGAAGUUGGCCGCUACGUGCGAUAUUUACUUGACCCCCUUCUGUUGUGUGGGAAACUAUAUAUAUAUUCGACGUGUAUUGGAACAUUCCGUCCAUUCAGAAGGGAAUUACCAACAAAACAACUCACCGGACUUGUGCGAUCAGUUUAGGAGUGACAUUUAGUACCUAAAUCAAACAGUAGGUAGCCAGAAAUCUGUGUCGAAACUCUACUUUGUGCGUUCUGCAGUAAGUUGUUCUGAUCAUCGCAAACUCACUUUUUAUCAGUUUAAAAAAGGAGUUUACAGUGUAUGUUUUUUUUUCUCCAAAGACCCAUCACAGUGAAGUGCACAGAAUUUUAAUCGGUGAUCAUCCAGCCGAAUCCGAUUUGUACAUACUGUUAUCUAUUUCAGUAAAUGUGUGCCUACUGCGUAUCAAGAACCUAUUCCACUAGUUAGCCAUCUGAAAAUCGAAGUCACUUUGUUAACACGGAUUAGGGAACCGAAAAAAACAAGCAAGGAGAAUCAGUACUGCUAGAGUGUUAUUUUCUUCAUCGACGGUUUAAAAACAAGAAAAUGUCUUCUCCAAAUGGGACUGUUGGCGGGAGUAAAACCAUUCUGUGGUGCGUGCCGAGGGCGAUUUCUACCGCUUUCGCUAAGUGUCUCAGCUUCAUAGAUGAGAGCGAAGUGUGGUUCGAACCGUUUACCUACAGCUAUGUCGCAAGAGUAGAGUAUAAACUGCACACCAAGCUCGAUAUCCCCAUGGAAUAUGAGGGUAAUGAGGAGAUCUUCCAGAAGGCCGGAAAAUGGUGGAUAUGAUUUCACAAUCAAAGAAUGAAGCUGAUCGUCUGCCAUACGGAUCGGUGAAGCGUCGUCUUGAAGCUAGUAGUACCAAGCAUGUGUUUGUCAAGGAUAUGGCCUUUGCGAUGACUGACGGGUAUCGUCAGUUCCUACCUAAGGGAUACCGACAUACCUUCCUCAUCCGCAACCCCCACCGCUCUAUCCUUUCAUACCGAAGGUCCAUGUUCAAGCAGUUCUCUGAGCUAGGAUUGUUAGAAGGUGAAGCUGCCGACGAGAGGACAUACGAUCUCGAGCGUGAUGACCGCUUUUUUGCACCGGGAUACUUCGUCAAAGAGGUCUAUGACCUUUGGAAGUACCUCCAAGACGAGAAGAUCGAUCCUAAACCUAUCGUGAUCGACGGUGACGACCUGUUGACGAAACCUGCCGAGACGCUUUCGGCGUACUGCGCUGCCGUGGGGUUGCCGUAUAACGACAGCCUACUACAAUGGGAUGCAUCACUUGAGUCUUUCAAGACCAUGAAAGCUUGCGGUGAUAAUCUUCUCAUGGAUCUCGCGAAUUUCUACGGAACAGCCAUGAAGAGUAGCUGCUUUUUCCCGCCCAGCAAGAGCCCAUCACGUGACCAAAUGCCGGCUGACGUCAUCAGAUGUUCUGACAAAGUUAUGACCUGUUUUGAAGAAAUGUAUGAAAGUCGAUUGAAAGUUUAGGGAGGUAGAAAUAAAGCAGUGUCAAGAGACGUACAACAUUAGAUCUGAUUGAUACACGAAUCUAGAACCUUUCUUCUUCUGUCUUUCUAUAUAUAUAU